AUAAAAGCCAGUAAUUUCAUAUAAUUUUUACAGAGGACCAGACUAAAGGCUUUCUGCUUUACUUUUCUAACGACCCAAAUUAAUUUUUAGAAAACAUGGCCUUCUUGAAGUUUUUAAUUCUUUUUGUUACAACGAUGGUUUUGGUACCUACUAAUGGGAUUGUUGAGGAACGAACGUCUUCAAUCUCCAAAUUAUUACGCCGAAAAAAUGACUUGGAAGAAAGAAUGCAAAUACAAGAACGUAUCAACCAAGAACAGGAACUGCUUAUCAAAGCAUUAGUUCUCGAGAAGACGAAAGAAGACAACAUUUCUAUGAAGUGUGAGCAAACGGGAACAAGUAAAAUUCAGCAAAGAGCUACAUCAGGUGGAGUGGCUUUCCAAGCAUAUAUGUCAAAACCCGAAUACAAUACCUGGCGUCACCAGACAGUUAUUUUCGACAAGAUUAUCACAAACAUUGGCGGACAUUAUAACCACUACACAGGAAUCUUCACAGCACCAGGUCACGGGGUAUACGUGUUCUUGUGCACUCUGCAUUGUAAUUCCAAUAGUUACAAUGCAUAUUUAUACUCACAUUUGAUGGUUAAUUCAAGUAGAAAAGGUGGCGGUCUAUGCACAUCAGAUGGCGAUAUUGAACACAGUUCAGGUGUCGUCGUGGUUGAGGUCAAUCAAGGAGAUAAAGUGUACAUCCGUACAGAGAAUAUGAUAACAGACAAUAUCAUGUUUAUUUCGAGUGUUGUUUGUGAAUUACUACAUAAAGAUGGCUUAUCCGAAAGCGUCCUACAGUACCGACCUAACACAACCAUCAGAGACAAGGCCAACAAAACAACUAGUGUAGUAUUCCUGACAGAUGCCCUAUCUGUAUUGCAAGCCAUUAACAACGGUAAACUCCCAGAACUUGAACAAGAUGUACACAACAUCGAAAGCCUUCAAACAGCAUUACAAUGGAUACCAUCUCACUGCAGAAUCAAGGGAAACGAUAAUGCUGAUCUGCUAGCAAAGGAGGGAGCCAAAAAAAAGCAAUAUGAAAACCAAGUAGGCUUCUCAGAGAUGAAAACCAUCAUCACAUCUCUACACACAACCCCUCAACAACAAGACAGCUAUCACCAACUUGCUAGACCUGAGCAGACGACCAUCUUCAGACUUAGGACAGGACACAAUAGACUCAACCAACAUCUGCAUAGAGUCAUGAAAGUCAUACCAUCACCGAUGUGUCCAUGUGGAGAAGCUGAUCAGAAUACAGAACACCUCCUACAACACUGCAGAAUACACCAGGCACUGAGAAACAACACAUGGCCAACACCAACAACGCUACAAGAGAAGCUUUAUGGACUAGUGGAAGCCCUACAAAAGACCACCAGAUUUGUAGAGGAGACUGGGACUCAAGUGUGA
Messenger RNA from Saccostrea cuccullata (small rock oyster), 1388 nucleotides. RefSeq lists its product as uncharacterized. The transcript is spliced from 5 exons. Bases 96 to 1388 code for a protein of 430 amino acids. Gene Ontology annotation, molecular function: nucleic acid binding; protein binding. The record is from RefSeq and is a predicted model, not a curated record. NCBI's taxonomy places the organism in Eukaryota, Metazoa, Mollusca, Bivalvia, Ostreida, Ostreidae.